This is a messenger RNA of Pecten maximus, 1979 nucleotides long. RefSeq lists its product as uncharacterized. NCBI's taxonomy places the organism in Eukaryota, Metazoa, Mollusca, Bivalvia, Pectinida, Pectinidae. The record is from RefSeq and is a predicted model, not a curated record. The transcript has 3 exons. Bases 1 to 1233 code for a protein of 410 amino acids.
AUGGACGGACCGAGUGUGAUGGACGGACCGAGUGUGCUGGACAGACCGAGUGUGAUGGACGGACUGAGUGUGAUGGACAGACUGAGUGUGAUGGACGGACUGAGUGUGAUGGACGGACUGAGUGUGAUGGACGGACUGAGUGUGAUGGAUGGACUGAGUGUGAUGGACGGACUGAGUGUGAUGGACAGACUGAGUGUGUUGGACAGACUGAGUGUGAUGGACGGACUAAGUGUGUUGGACAGACUGAGUGUGAUGGACGGACUGAGUGUGAUGGACAGACUGAGUGUGAUGGACGGACUGAGUGUGAUGGACGGACUGAGUUGUAUCAAACUAGUGGUUAUAGCCAGGAGUUUGUACUGUAUCAAACUAGUGGUUAUAGCCAGGAGUUUGUACUGUAUCACACUAGUGGUUAUAGCCAGGAGUUUGUACUGUAUCAAACUAGUGGUUAUAGCCAGGAGUUUGUACUGUAUCAAACCAGUGGUUAUAGUCAGGAGUUUGUACUGUAUCAAACUAGUGGUUAUAGCCAGGAGUUUGUACUGUAUCAAACUAGUGGUUAUAGCCAGGAGUUUGUACUGUAUCAAACUAGUGGUUAUAGAGUUUGUACUGUAUCAAACCAGUGGUUAUAGCCAGGAGUUUGUACUGUAUCACACUAGUGGUUAUAGCCAGGAGUUUGUACUGUAUCAAACUAGUGGUUAUAGCCAGGAGUUUGUACUGUAUCAAACUAGUGGUUAUAGCCAGGAGUUUGUACUGUAUCAAACUAGUGGUUAUAGCCAGGAGUUUGUACUGUAUCACACUAGUGGUUAUAGCCAGGAGUUUGUACUGUAUCAAACUAGUGGUUAUAGCCAGGAGUUUGUACUGUAUCAAACUAGUGGUUAUAGCCAGGAGUUUGUACUGUAUCAUACUAGUGGUUAUAGCCAGGAGUUUGUACUGUAUCAAACUAGUGGUUAUAGCCAGGAGUUUGUACUGUAUCAAACUAGUGGUUAUAGCCAGGAGUUUGUACUGUAUCACACUAGUGGUUAUAGCCAGGAGUUUGUACUGUAUCACACUAGUGGUUAUAGCCAGGAGUUUGUACUGUAUCAAACUACUGGUUAUAGCCAGGAGUUUGUACUGUAUCACACUAGUGGUUAUAGCAAGGAGUUUGUACUGUAUCAAACUAGUGGUUAUAGCCAGGAGUUUGUACUGUAUCAAACUAGCGGUUAUAGCCAGCCAGGAGUUUGUACUGUAUCAAACUAGUGGUUAUAGCCAGGAGUUUGUACUGUAUCAAACUAGUGGUUAUAGUCAGGAGUUUGUACUGUAUCAAACUAGUGGUUAUAGCCAGGAGUUUGUACUGUAUCAAACUAGUGGUUAUAGCCAGGAGUUUGUACUGUAUCAAACUAGUGGUUAUAGCCAGGAGUUUGUACUGUAUCAAACUAGUGGUUAUAGCCAGGAGUUUGUACUGUAUCAAACUAGUGGUUAUAGCCAGGAGUUUGUACUGUAUCACACUAGUGGUUAUAGCCAGGAGUUUGUACUGUAUCAAACUAGUGGUUAUAGCCAGGAGUUUGUACUGUAUCAAACUAGUGGUUAUAGCCAGGAGAUUGUACUGUAUCAAACUAGUGGUUAUAGCCAGGAGUUUGUACUGUAUCACACUAGUGGUUAUAGUCCGGAGUUUGUACUGUAUCACACUAGUGGUUAUAGCCAGGAGUUUGUACUGUAUCAAACUAGUGGUUAUAGUCAGGAGUUUGUACUGUAUCAAACUAGUGGUUAUAGUCAGGAGUUUGUACUGUAUCAAACUAGUGGUUAUAGUCAGGAGUUUGUACUGUAUCAAACUAGUGGUUAUAGCCAGGAGUUUGUACUGUAUCAAACUAGCGGUUAUAGUCCGGAGUUUGUACUGUAUCACACUAGUGGUUAUAGCCAGGAGUUUGUAAUCAACCAUAAGUUAUAGCUUAUAGUUUUUAUAGUUGAUAGUCUACAGCAUACAGCCAAUAACAUUCGCUAAUAGU